UUUCCCGCGGCAGUUCGCUAUUCGAGUGGGUCGUGGCGGCGGCGGCGGCGGUUGAGGAGUGUAACGGUCGCCCGGUUCCGGCGCGACGAUGGCGGCCUUGGGGUCCGGAGGUUACGCGCGGAACGAUGCAGUCGAGAAGCUGCCAUCCAUCAUGGCGGGAGUUCCGGCGCGGAGGGCCCAGUGCUCCCCGCCCCCCGCUCCACCGCUCUGCCUCAGGCGGCGGACGCGACUCUCGGCGGCGCCCGAGGACACGGUGCAGAACCGGGUAUCACUUGAGAAGGUGCUUGGCAUCACAGCCCAGAACAGCAGUGGCCUAACCUGUGACCCCAGCACAGGCCACGUGGCCUACUUGGCAGGCUGUGUGGUGGUGAUUUUGAACCCCAAGGAGAAUAAGCAGCAGCAUAUUUUUAAUACUGCCAGGAAGUCUCUGAGUGCUGUGGCCUUCUCCCCUGAUGGAAAGUACAUAGUGACGGGGGAGAAUGGGCACAGGCCUGCUGUACGCAUCUGGGACGUGGAAGAGAAGAGUCAGGUGGCAGAGAUGCUGGGCCACAAGUACGGUGUGGCCUGUGUGGCCUUCUCCCCCAAUAUGAAGCACAUUGUGUCCAUGGGCUACCAGCACGACAUGGUACUCAACGUCUGGGACUGGAAGAAAGACAUUGUGGUGGCCUCCAACAAGGUAUCGUGCAGGGUCAUUGCCCUCUCCUUCUCAGAGGACAGCAGCUAUUUCGUCACCGUUGGGAACCGGCACGUGAGGUUCUGGUUCUUGGAAGUCUCCACUGAAGCCAAGGUGACAGGCACAGUGCCCCUCGUGGGGCGCUCAGGCAUCCUGGGUGAACUGCAUGACAACAUCUUCUGUGGUGUGGCUUGUGGCCGGGGCCAGAUGGCCGGCAGUACCUUCUGUGUGUCCUACUCGGGCCUCCUUUGCCAGUUCAACGAGAAGAGGGUGCUGGAGAAGUGGAUCAACCUGAAGGUCUCCCUGUCUUCCUGCCUCUGUGUCAGCCAGGAGCUCAUCUUCUGCGGCUGCACAGAUGGGAUAGUCCGCAUCUUCCAAGCCCACAGCCUGCAAUACCUCGCCAACCUGCCCAAGCCGCACUACCUCGGGGUGGAUGUGGCCCAGGGCCUGGAGCCCAGUUUCCUCUUCCACAGGAAGGCAGAAGCUGUCUACCCAGAUACAGUGGCGCUGACCUUCGACCCCAUCCACCAGUGGCUGUCCUGCGUAUAUAAGGAUCACAGCAUCUACAUCUGGGAUGUCAAAGACAUCAACAAAGUAGGCAAGGUGUGGUCAGAGCUCUUCCACAGCUCCUACGUCUGGAACGUGGAGGUGUAUCCUGAGUUUGAAGAUCAGAGAGCUUGUCUGCCAUCAGGAUCUUUUCUGACUUGUUCCUCAGACAACACGAUCCGCUUCUGGAACAUGGACAGCAGCCCUGACUCUCACUGGCAAAAGAACAUCUUCAGUAAUACCCUGCUGAAGGUUGUGUAUGUGGAGAAUGACAUCCAGCAUCUGCAGGACAUGUCACACUUCCCAGACCGAGGGAGUGAGAAUGGGAUGCCUGUGGACAUGAAAGCCGGGGUGCGAGUCAUGCAGGUCAGUCCUGAUGGCCAACACUUGGCUUCAGGUGACCGAAGUGGAAAUCUGAGGAUCCACGAGCUGCACUUCAUGGACGAGCUGGUCAAGGUGGAGGCCCAUGAUGCUGAAGUGCUGUGCCUGGAGUACUCCAGGCCUGAGACAGGACUGACCUUGCUGGCCUCGGCCAGUCGGGACCGACUGAUCCACGUGCUGAACGUGGAGAAGAACUACAACCUGGAGCAGACCCUGGACGACCAUUCUUCCUCCAUCACGGCCAUCAAGUUUGCCGGCAACAGAGACAUCCAGAUGAUCAGCUGUGGCGCCGACAAGAGCAUCUACUUCCGCAGUGCCCAGCGGGCCUCGGAUGGACUACACUUUGUGCGUACUCACCACGUGGCAGAGAAGACUACCCUGUAUGACAUGGACAUUGACAUUACCCAGAAGUACGUGGCUGUGGCCUGCCAGGACCGCAACGUAAGAGUCUACAACACCAUGAACGGGAAGCAGAAGAAGUGUUACAAGGGCUCCCAGGGUGACGAAGGGUCCCUGCUGAAGGUCCACGUGGACCCCUCAGGCACCUUCCUGGCCACAAGCUGCUCUGACAAAAGCAUCUCGGUGAUAGACUUUUACUCGGGCGAGUGCGUUGCCAAGAUGUUUGGCCAUUCAGAAAUCGUCACUGGCAUGAAGUUCACCUAUGAUUGUCGUCACUUGAUCACAGUAUCCGGAGACAGCUGCGUGUUCAUCUGGCACCUGGGCCUGGAGAUCACCAACUGCAUGAAGCAGCACUUGCUAGAGAUUGACCACCGGGAGCAGCAGCAGCAGAGCACGAAGGACGGAAAGUGGAGCGGCCACCCCAGGCAGGAGACGUAUGCAUCCAUGCCCAGCGAGAUUUGCUCCCUAAGCCCUGGAGGGCAGACGGAGGAUGAGUUGGAGGAAGACUGUGAACCUGAGGAGUUGCUAAAGACGCCAUCAAAAGAGAGCUUAGAUCCAGAUCCUCGGUGCCUGCUGACCAACGGCAAGCUGCCACUCUGGGCAAAGCGUCUGCUAGGAGAUGAUGAUGUGGCAGACAGCUCGGCCUUCCACGCCAAGCACAGCUACCAGCCACAUGGCCGCUGGGCAGAGCGGGCUGACCAGGAGCCUCUCAAGACCAUCCUGGAUGCCCGGGACCUGGAUUGCUGCUUUACCCCCAUGAAGCCCGAGAGCCUGGAGGAUUCCGUUCUAGAUACAGUGGAGUCGCAGAGACUGGUGGGCCUGCUGAGUGAGUCAGAGAGUCCCCAGGAGGAUGGCUGCGGGCAUCCCUCCUUAACACCUCUGCAGAGGGAGUCUUCUGAGACCCGCGAGCUCAUCAUCUACCCUCUGGAGACAGAAGUGACAGUCAUAGGGACAGACAGCGAGUAUUGUGUGGAGGAGGUAGAGAGGGCGCCUGGAGACCAGCAAGGUGACUCCUACCUCAGGGUCCCCUCCAUCAGCUCGAAGGAUCAGAGCCCACCUGAGGAGUCGGGGGAGUCAGAGGCUGACCUGGAGUGCAGCUUCACCACCAUCCAUUCCUCCCCUCCACAGCCACACCCAGACCCUCAGUUUGAGGUGAUGCCCCCCACACCAGGUUGCCCAGGUGCUGCAGAAGAGUUGUCCCUGCCUGAGGUGCCAAGCAUAUCCAACAGCUCCUUGCCCCAGACUCCUGAGCAAGAGAAGUUCCUCCGCCACCACUUUGAGACGCUUACUGACGCCCACCCCGAGGAGCUCUUCCACGGAUCCCUGAGAGACCUGAAGGCCUCUGAGGCCGAGGACGACUUCUUCAAUCCCAGGCUGAGCAUCUCAGCUCAGUUUCUCUCACGCCUCCAGAAGACAUCCAGGUUCACCCACACCUUCCCUUCCCGGCUGCCCCUGCACCUUGUGAAAUCCCCAGAGGUCAAACUCACGGACCUCGGGGGCAGCCAGCCCAGAGCAGAGCCCUUGAGAGCAGGUACUGGCUACACCUCCCCAGGCAGGACCAACGUCAUCUCUGGGGGGAAGGCUGAGGAGACCCUGGAAGCCUGGUGCCCACUGACCCCCUGCCUCACGGGCCUGGCGCCCUGCAUCCCCUCCUCCUCUGUGCUGCCCACAGACAAGAAGCCUCCUACACCCACAGCCCUACCCACUCCAGGCCUGGCUCAGGGUGUCCACACCCCCGCCACACGCUCCUAUAUGGAGGCCACUGCCAGUUUCCGUGCCAAGAUGUCACGCAGCAUUUCCCUCGAGGGCAGUGAGGGGAAUGUCCUGGCUGAGAUGGCCAGGCCCCUCUGUAGGCCCUCAUCCCUGGGGGAGCUGGCCUCCCUGAGCCAGGAGCUCCAGGCCAUCAUCACUGCAGUGACACCCAAUUCUGACACCGAGGGCCGAGAACCUGCCCUGCCCUCCCGGGGCAACCAUGAGGCCCGCACCAACCUGAAACUCACCCUGUCGAGCAUCUGUGAUGGGCUCUUGCUGCCCCCACCCCAACUGGAGCCUCCCACCACCUGUACCUGGUCCCAGGAGCCUGUGGCCACCCAGUCCAAUGUCACGGUCACAACAGCCAGCUUCCUGGCCCCCAGCCCUGUGGAUGGGAGCUCCCCGAGGCUCCACAGCUCCACCUUUCUCCCAAGGUUCCUGGCCCCUGAGUCCCUCAAUACCCCUGCCCAUCCCAACAGCCCCCCACUUCCAGAGGCCAGGCCUGAGGUCCCUGGCAGCAUCACCUCCCUCCUGGAGCCCACCCCUGAUGUGCUCAGUCCAGUCCAGGGCUGCGCUGGACACUGCGGGGAACCCAGGGUGCCAGCUGGGGUCCUACCCCCAGACUCCCUUGGGCUAAGCAAUGUGGGGACCAUCGUGCACAAACUGCAGACUGCCUUCCAAGAAGCCCUGGACCUUUACCAGCUGAUGGUCUCCAGUGACGAGGUGAGCGCCGCGCAGAGGCAGGCACGGACUGAGCUGGCUUCCACUUUCCUUUGGAUCCACAGCCAGUUAGAGGCCAACGACUGGGUGGUUGGGACCCAUGUGGCUGCAGCCCAGACCCUGCCCAGCCCAGGCCCCCCCUCCCCACCUACAUUGUGCCCCCUGGCCAACCCAGAUUUGCGUGCCCUGCUGGAACACUACUCGGAGCUUCUGGUGCAGGCCGUGCGGAGGAAGGCACGGGGGGACUGAGGGCCAGCAGCCCCCUCCACCGUAGCUGAAGAAAUAGGUAUUUUAAGCAAAUAAACUGACAGCUUGGAGGCGUGGUUCCUGGUGCCUGUCCUGGCGCAUCUGCAAAGCCCCCUUCGGAUGGAUGCAGGGAGAGGGGGUAGAGAGCCCAGGGAACUCACAGAUGCCCCAGUGCCAGGCCCUGAUCCAGGACUCUGUCGUGGGGAACACAGGACUGUUUGGAAACUGCAGUAAUGAUGACCCCAGCUCCUGGCUCCCCCAUCACCUGUCCCCAGCCCAAGGAGUUGCUGUGGAGUCACGUGUGCUUCUUGCCCAGUGGGGCCCAGCUGUAUCCUAGGGAGGGGCCAGCCCUUCUUCCCGUCUGAUGCCCAAGAACCCACUGGAGGCACUGUGAUCACCACGUGCCAGACCCUGGCCACCAGUUCACAUGUUGCCACAACACCGUCUGACAGCCCCUGGGCCAGGCCCAUGCUGGAUCCUGUGAGCGCCAGGCUUUUGUCCCCAUUUGCAGCAGGGGAAAGUGAGCAAGGACAAACAGGCUCACCCACUGGACAAUCCAGGCAGCGUACCAAGGAUACCCAGCAGCUGGGACCAGUAAAUCCUUCCCCAGCAGGACUGUGUCCAGCUUCAACAUCCCCUGAGCUCCCAGCACUAGUACCAGCCUCCCCAGGCAGCAGGCAUCUAGCCACAUGGCAUGUCUGCUAAGAAGGCCACUCUUGUGGCCACAGAAGCCCUCACUGUCCCAAGUCUAUAAAAGGAAGCCAGCAAGAGCAGGGCCCUCUCCUAAAGCACAGUCCUACCACGCGCCUGCUUGGCCUGAACCCCCACUUGCCUGUGAGUUCCUUCCUGCUCUGUCUGGUGAUCAUGGUCCACCAGAAACAGGCUCAGAGAGAUCCAGUGUCUCGCCUAGGAUACCACAGAGCUAAGACUCAAACCAGGCUUGCUUGGUGGUAGAGCCAGACUCUUCAACAAGGGGAUGUGGCCCUCUGUUGCCCCUGUAAACAUUGAAGCAAUUAUGCAGUUGUUGAAAAAAUCCUACCAGCCCCCAGGAAUUACUGGCCCCAGCUGCUGUCACUUUUUUACAUAUUGGGGAAAGUGAGGAACAGGACAAGCAAAGCGUCUGCCCUCAUGGCAUUCACCUUCUAGAAAGUGAAACACGACAGGAAUUAAAAUAACUGUCUAACUGUACGUAAACUGAGGGAAUUCCCUAUGUUGGUUAAAGGGCUUUCUUAGGUGACACUGGAGCUGAGGCUUGAUAGAGGGCACAGGCCAUGUGGACACUUGGGCAAGUAUUCAGGCAGACAGAAUAGCCAAUGCAAAGGCCCGAUGGCAAGCUCAGACAUACAUGAAAGGAAUAGUAAUGAAGCCAGGAGGCUGGAAUGGAGUGAGCUCAGGGAGAGGGUAGGAGAGGAGGUGGGAGAAAGAAUGGGUCCCACUGGGCACAGCCUUGUUGCUUCAUGACAUUUGAAUCCAAGACACAUUCACAAUACAGUUUUUUUCCCCUAAACAAAAUCCCUGAUCUCGGUGUUUGGGAAGAUGCCCAGUAUUGUUUAUUUCUCAAGGCUCCCUCUCCCUGCCUUAGGGAGCCCAGGCGGUCCAGAACUUGUAGGUGGGCCAUACUUCUGCCAGGACGUUUCCUGCUGUGGCUCACCGGCCACCCCUGCAGACUGGAGACCCACUUGCCCUGCCCCUGCCUGGCUUGGCCACAGAUGCCUAAGAUCUCUAAGGCAAUUGGUGUCCAGGCCCCUGGACACCCAGGGGACCACCUUGAGCCUCUAUCCCUCAUGGAUUUUACCCCUCCUCCCACCCUGUAUCAUUGUUAAGUCUUCAACUCCAGGGAGCAAACACCUGGCUUACAGGGCCCCAAGCUAUAGGGACAUUUUACUCUUGAUUCUGUUCCUGCUUGUUUCAUUCACUGUGCAUUGGUUUCACUCUCUAGCUUAGGUCCUCAUGGUGGCAACAAGGCUGCCAUAGCUCCCAACAGUACACCCUCACCCAACCAGGAGCAAAGGCACAAACCAGGGCAGCCACCAGGGUAGUGGGAAAAAAAGUACAAAGCUUUCUUUGCUGCCUUCCCUUUCAGAGCAGUUGCAGGCAACAGGAAUGGAGACAGCUUUAAUUUUCUUGGACCAGCCAUCUCCCCUGUCCUGGGCAUGUUAAUGUUCCAACAAAAUUGGGUUCUCAGCACAAAAGGAAGGUGGGCUGGUAGAGAGGAUCAGUGUGUCCGUCAGUCACCACCUCCUAAUGCGGAGCUCUUCAGCCCUGGAAGGACCAGACUUUCCUUGGACAAACCGACUGGUUAAGAAACCACUGCUGAUGAAUGUGUGUGCAUAUGACAAUGUCCCAGCAGGGAGAGGACAGCAUGCUCAUGUGGGAUAUUGCAGAGAGAGUUUAGCAAAGGGAUCAUUUGCAGAGAUGUGGGCAGGGAACAGGGAAACCUCAGGGCCAGUACAGUACUCCAGACUGGUACCAGAGGAGAGCUCUUACUCCCCGCUCAGGCCACAAGGCACAGGGAGCAAAGUGGAGCCCAGAAGAGCAAAUCCUGGAGAGAGUUGCCCUGAGAGGAGCUGUGUUCCUGGCAACCCCACAGGGAGGGCGUUGGGGGAACCCCUCCCCCAUCGUCUACCCGGCUCCCCAUUGUCUUAACCCUGCUGGAAGCCAGAGGGAACAGGAGCCCAAAUAAUGCCACCCACCCAGGUCAGCCUCCCAGGACACAGCAGGACAGAAAGGGGACCUGGGGGCAAGUAAAGAUACCAGGCCCCAGGGUUCUCUCCCUAAUGUGUUUUCAGCAACAACUCAAGAGCCAAUUGUCCCAAGAGACAUGGGGUUGGGCAUGCAGAACUGGGCACCUGAGAGGAACAAAAUGGCUCCUGUAACCCUCUCACUGGCUCGUUCUUCAGUGCAUCUGACCCCAGUGCAUCUGGCCCCACAUCGGACAGGUCCUAGAUACUGGGCCGCCAGACCCAGGCCAGGCACACCAGUCACGGCUGCGUAAAGUCCAACAGUUAGGAGAUGGAGACACUUAAAAUCCCACUUUACAGGGACUUUGCUAGUGGUCUAGAGGUCAAGACUCCGCACUUCCACUGCAAGGUGAGCAGGUUCGAUCCCUGGGCAGGGAAUUAAGAUCCCACAAGCUGUGCAGUGCGGCCAGAAAAUCCCAUUUUACAUGGGCUGACUGAAACUCAGAUGCUUGCCUAGUCACCCCACCCUUCAAGACUUUCGAACAACCCCUGUUUGUAUGUC
Molecule: messenger RNA, 7960 nt
Organism: Hippopotamus amphibius kiboko
Lineage: Eukaryota; Metazoa; Chordata; Mammalia; Artiodactyla; Hippopotamidae
Gene: WDR62
Product: WD repeat domain 62
Exons: 32
Coding region: 89-4720 (1543 amino acids)
Biological process (GO): regulation of mitotic cell cycle; neurogenesis; mitotic spindle organization
Cellular component (GO): mitotic spindle
Molecular function (GO): protein binding
Source: RefSeq, a predicted model, not a curated record